CCCACUUCCAGCUGUAGGGAAAUUGAUUAAAAUAUCUGUUAUGCAAGCUCGGCUAAGCAAAACACAGCUGCCGUGUCCGGUCUGACGCGAGCGGCCAAUGAGGAGCCGGGGUUUGUCCCGUCGGCAGCCAAUCAGGUGCAAGCGUUUGCCGACUCCUCGGUAAGACGAUCAACACUUCAGUCGUCCUGUCUCAUUUCAAGACGGCGCCGAAUUCCCGACAGCACGUGAACGCCUCGUCGCCGCCUGUCCCGGUUGUUGUUAGCGAUCGGCCGAGCGGCAACCGCGAGGGACACCAGGACAACAACAACAAAUGAUUUGUUUGUAUUUGAUGGUCCAAGUGGAAAUACGUCACGUGAGCGACGUGGUGCCUCUCCGCAGCCGCGCAACUUUUCCGCGCGCGCUCACCUUUCCCGCAAUCGCGAGGUCGCGCACGGGAGUCUCGCUUUCAGCGUCGUGGACGGGACGCGCGUGUCCGCAAGAUAGCUGGUUGUGCGUCAGCGCCGCGGACUCGUCGUCACAGAAGGGCAAAUACGACGGGGAGGAGGAGGAGGAGCGAGCGAGCGAUCGAGCGCCCGCCCGCCAGGCGCACACGACAACACUCCACCUCGUGGUGUCCCUGAACGCAACACUCGCUCGCUCCUGAUGAGCGCAAGAGCUUCUCUUCUUUUUCAUCUUCUUCUUCUUCACCUGCUUGUGAGGAGGAUGUGAGGGGAAAAUGUUUGUCCUCCAGAUGUGCUCCGCCCUCCUGGUCUUCCUGCCGCCGUCCUCUCGGGCUGAUUUGACAUGCGACGCCGCCCUCGUCACGGGCGCCAACGCCUCGCUGCAAUCGCCGCCGUCCUCUUGGAACGAGACGCAGACGCAGACCAACGCCAGCGUCCAGCGCAGCGGCGCGGCGGACGCCUACUGCGAGGCGGCCCUGGACGGCAUCGGCACCUGCUGGCCUCGCAGCCCCGCCGCCCGGGUGGUGGCCAGACCCUGUCCUGAGACGUUCUACGGCGUCAGAUACAACACCACCAACAGUGUGUACAGGACGUGCCUUGCCAACGGAACGUGGGCGGCCAAGGGCAACUACUCCAUGUGCACGGCCAUCUUGCACCAGGAGAAGAAGGGCAAGAUGCACUACCAGAUGGCGGUGAUCAUCAACUUCCUGGGUCACGCCGUCUCCAUGCUGGCGCUGCUGGUGGCCUUCUUCCUCUUCCUGUGUUUGAGGAGCAUCCGCUGCCUGAGGAACAUCAUCCACUGGAACCUGAUCGGCGCCUUCAUCCUGAGGAACGCCACGUGGUUCGUGGUGCAGCUCACCAUGAGUCCGCAAGUGCACGAGAGCAACGUGGUGUGGUGCCGCCUGGUGACGGCUUCCUUUAACUAUUUCCACUCCACCAACUUCUUCUGGAUGUUCGGCGAAGGCUGCUACCUGCACACGGCCAUCGUGCUCACGUACUCCACGGACAAACUGCGCAAGUGGAUGUUUAUCUGCAUCGGAUGGUGUAUCCCCCUCCCCAUCAUCGUGGCCUGGGCCGUCGGGAAGCUCUACUACGACAACGAGAAGUGCUGGUUCGGGAAGCGAGCGGGCAUCUACACGGACUACAUCUACCAGGGUCCCAUGAUUCUGGUUCUGGUGAUCAACUUCAUCUUCCUCUUCAACAUCGUCAGGAUCCUGAUGACCAAACUGCGGGCGUCCACCACCUCCGAGACCAUCCAGUACAGGAAAGCGGUGAAGGCCACCUUGGUGCUCCUCCCCCUUCUGGGCAUCACCUACAUGCUGUUCUUCGUCAACCCCGGCGAGGACGAGAUCUCGCAGCUGGUCUUCAUCUACUUCAACUCCUUCCUGGAAUCCUUCCAGGGGUUCUUCGUUUCCGUCUUUUACUGCUUCCUGAACAGUGAGGUAGGUGCGCUCGGCCGCCAGGAAGCGCUUCCACCGCUGGCAGGAGCAGCACUCCGUCCGGGCCCGGAUGACCCAGGCCGUGUCCAUCCCCACGUCGCCCUCGCGGGUCAGCUUCCACAGCAUCAAACAGUCCACGUCGCUUUGAUGAACGCGACUCGCUGGCUUCGGAUGUCCAACGUCUGCCAUCUUCCCGCCGGGACUCGCCGUCUUUCCGGAAACUUUCAACACAUUCCGCGCUUUCUUCCAAAAUCCUUUUCCCGUCCCGCGUUUGGGAUCUCGCGGCACGGAAAAUUGUCCGGCGUCGGCGUCGCUCCCCGCGUCCAAGUGUUUUGUGCGUGUCAUCAACACAGACACAGCAAGACAUAUUUUUGCUCUCGGGUCAGGUCGUCAGGAAUUGGACUUCCUAGCUUUGAGUAUUUGAGUAACGGCUGCUCAGAUACGUCACAUCUACGGAAUAAAGGCUCGGACGACGUUCCGUACGGCGCCGCUUUCGUCCUGUGGCGUUCUUGUCCCGUCCUGCUGAUUUUGUUGUCACGUUUGGCGUCGAGUGUGUGAUGUCAUCGACGCUGGCGUCUUGUGUUCUAGUUGGUGUUUGUUGUAUUUAUUGUUAUUUAUUUGGCUUCUUGACAUUUUCCUAUGAACUCCGGGAGACCACCUGAACAUUUUUUUCGCAACGCUCGCGAGAUUGGUCGGGGCGGACCCGCAGCGACUCACCCAAUACGCCACGUGGAAUACUUUGGCACGUUCGGAACGCGCGGCGUUGGGCUCGCCGCGUACAAAAAGGGUGCGCUUGCGACCGCCGCGUACGGCGUUCCCUUUGGGUCCAAAGAAAAACCGAAGAGAAGGUUUGACUCUCACGUGUCACGAAAAAAGCGAACUGGGGACCGUCAGGGGGUCCGGCGCGUGUCCACCCGAAGCCCAUUCCGUGAAAUCAUUACGGUAGUGGGGGAAGAUAAUUGCUCUUGGACAUUCCCGUGAUCAUUUUCCAUCUACAAAAAUAUUCCAUAAAGCCAACGACGCGAUUGGCUGUCUCUGAUCAUGCGUCAUUCCGCCGUAGUGUCAAACGUGACCUUUUUUUUUUUUUUUUUUUUUUUCCAAACAAUCUGUUAGUUUGACGUUUUGAAAAGGCCGGCACACGAAAAUAACGUUGAUUUGUGAAAACUAACAUCUUGAGACUUGUGUUUGUUUGUUUUGGAAUGGAAGGUUCCCGCUUCCGGUUGCCAUACUUGGCGUCGUCGUCGAAUUUGCGCACGUUUGUCGGUCGGUCGACGUGAGACUUUUCCACGUUUAAUGCGACCGGCCCAUUUUGGAUGAUUGAUUCAUAUUUCAUCAUGUUAUGGGUUUAUUAUUAAUGAUUCCAAAAUAACGAUGCAGGUGUCAAUUCCUUUUUUUUUUUUUGUAGGCAGCAUCCAAGCUGAUGGAAAUGAAUAUGUAUUCCGCUGAAAUAAUGUGAAUGUUCACCGAGGCUACCAAGCAACUUGUUGGCACCAAACAAACGGGAAAAGGUUCAUGUCGUCUCCCGGCUUGACAAUUUUCCUCCUGACUAAUAAAGUGCGCGUGGAGCUUUGACUCCAAACAAAUAAACAAGUCUGCUCUAUU
Molecule: messenger RNA, 3481 nt
Organism: Syngnathoides biaculeatus (alligator pipefish)
Lineage: Eukaryota; Metazoa; Chordata; Actinopteri; Syngnathiformes; Syngnathidae
Product: corticotropin-releasing factor receptor 1-like
Exons: 15
Coding region: 716-2437 (573 amino acids)
Biological process (GO): adenylate cyclase-activating G protein-coupled receptor signaling pathway; cell surface receptor signaling pathway
Cellular component (GO): plasma membrane; neuron projection
Molecular function (GO): corticotropin-releasing hormone binding; G protein-coupled peptide receptor activity; corticotropin-releasing hormone receptor activity
Source: RefSeq, a predicted model, not a curated record